UCUUCCUCUCUAGAACAAACCCAGAUCUGGGUUUGAGACUAACUCUACAUUUCUCCAUCCACCUUCGCUUCUCUCCUCACUCGCCAUUUCUCCUUCGAAUCAACAGAUACUAUUGUGAAGAAAAGCUUGAAGCCUGGCGUCAUGGCCCUCGCAUGGCUUUGCGGCAACAAUGGAUGGUAUGCGUCGUCGUAGGCUCAUUGUAGGCUCGGCCACGUCAGGAUCUGGCUCUGUUAGCUCCGGCUUCGGCAGUAACAUGCGUCGGGAUUUGGCUCACUGUAGGCUCGAACAACGGUUGACAAUGCCCUUGGCUUGAAGAUCUUGCCCACCGUUGUCCUUGUCAUGAGUCUUUGCUUCAUCGGCUUUAUCACUGCUCUUCAUGUGUUUGGCAAGCUCUAUCGCUCCAAAUUUGGAGCUGAAGCAUGAUUCAUGUCUCGAACACCAUUCCUGUUUCGGAUCCUUUUUUUAGUCAUGUUUCAAUUUUAGCUUUGUAAAUGAUGGCAGGAUUGCAGUAUCUA
This is a messenger RNA of Rubroshorea leprosula, 515 nucleotides long. The record is from the annotation of a GenBank genome assembly. NCBI's taxonomy places the organism in Eukaryota, Viridiplantae, Streptophyta, Magnoliopsida, Malvales, Dipterocarpaceae.